GAUAAUUGUUUGACGGGGCAGUUUUACUAUAAUAUAUAUAAGUUGUUAAUUUGCACGAAUUAAUGUGUCAAAAUAUAUAUUAUUCCAGGCAUUUGUUUUCAUUGAUGCAUUUCGCUGCAAAACGAAGCAGGCGUUAGCGAAGACACCUUCGUCUACUCUAACAACGUAUUAUUCAAAACUACCGGGCGCGAAAAGAGCGCUGAGCUUGAGAGUGACGUGCCGGCCCGUAGGUCCUGAGGUAGAGCAAGCAGAAAGAUGCAUAUAAAGUCCAUUAUCAUUGAAGGGUUUAAGUCCUAUGCUCAGAGAACAGAGAUCAAUGGCUUUGAUCCACUUUUCAAUGCCAUUACUGGACUUAAUGGCAGUGGCAAGUCCAAUAUCCUGGAUUCUAUUUGCUUUCUUCUUGGUAUUUCCAAUCUUACCCAGGUAAGAGCUUCCAAUUUGCAAGAUCUUGUGUAUAAAAAUGGUCAAGCUGGAAUAACUAAAGCUACAGUAUCUAUCACCUUUGAGAAUCUUGACAAAAAACAGAGCCCUCUAGGAUUUGAGGCACAUGAUGAGAUUACCGUGACAAGACAGGUUGUCAUUGGUGGCAGAAAUAAAUAUUUAAUCAAUGGCGUCAAUGCAAACAACACCCGUGUGCAAGAUCUUUUCUGUUCUGUGGGUCUCAAUGUCAAUAAUCCUCACUUUCUGAUCAUGCAGGGAAGGAUAACAAAAGUCUUGAAUAUGAAACCUCCAGAGAUUCUAGCUAUGAUCGAAGAAGCUGCAGGUACCCGAAUGUAUGAAUGCAAAAAAGUGGCUGCUCAAAAAACUAUUGAGAAAAAGGAAGCCAAACUGAAGGAAAUCCAGACGAUUCUAGAGGAAGAGAUCACCCCAACUAUACAUAAACUCAAGGAGGAAAGAUCCUCGUAUUUGGAAUACCAGAAGAUCACUAGAGAAAUUGAGCAUCUAAGUCGUCUCUAUGUGGCUUAUCAAUUUGUAUGUGCAGAGGAGACCAAAGUGCGUUCUGCUGAGGAACUGAAGGAAAUGCAGGAUUCUAUUCAGAAACUUCAGGAGACCAUGGCUGAGAAUGAGCAGAAGGUUAAAGAACUGAGCAAAGAGAUAGGGGAGCUGGAGAAAAAGAGAGAUCAGGAAAUUGGAGGUGCUUUACGUACACUAGAGGAAGCUCUUGCUGAAGCUCAGAGAGCUGACACUAAAGCACAGAGUGCUCUGGAUCUGAAGAAACAAAACUUGAAAGGUGAAGAGAAGAAACGCAAAGAGUUGGUCAAGAGUAUGGAAGAGGAUGCCAAGGCUUUAAAUAACAAAGAGAAGGAAAUUAAGAAGAUUACAGAUAGCUUCAGCACCCUGCAAGAGACCAGUCAGAAGGACACCGAGGCCUUUACAGCUGCGCAGCAACAUUUUAAUGCAGUGUCUGCAGGUCUGUCCAGUAAUGAGGACGGGGAGGAGGCUACACUUGCAGGACAGAUGAUGACUUGCAAGAAUGACAUAAGUAAAGCAGAAACUGAGGCCAAGCAGGCGCAAUUGAAACUGAAACAUGCACAGCAGGAACUAAAAACGAAGCAGGCUGAGGUAAAGAAGAUGGACAGUGGCUACAAGAAGGACAAUGAAGCAUUUGAAGCUGUUAAGAAAAACAAGGAGAAACUUGAAGUGGAAAUGAAGAAACUCAGUUAUGAAGAUGGAAAAGAGGAACAGCUUUUGGAAAAGCGCAGGGAUUUAUCUCGGAAUGUAGGGCGCCUUAGAGAGACCUAUGAGUCGCUGAUGGCUCGCUAUUCCAGUCUUUACUUUGAAUACAGGGACCCAGAAAAGGGUUGGGAUAAGAACCGUGUGAAGGGUCUUGUGGCUAAACUGAUCUCUGUGAAAGACCUUUCUACUGCAACAGCCUUAGAAGUGGUGGCUGGGGGUCGGCUGUACAAUGUUGUGGUAGAUACAGAGGUUACAGGUAAAAAAUUGCUUGAAAAAGGUGAUUUGAAGAGGAGACUUACCAUCAUUCCCCUCAAUAAAAUUUCAGCUCGUCGUAUAGGAAAUGAUACCAUUAAUGUUGCAAAAAAUCUGGUUGGAGCUGACAAUGUUCACCUCGCCCUUUCAUUGGUUGGAUAUGAGUCAGAGCUGGAAAAAGCUAUGGAGUAUGUGUUUGGCACCACAUUGGUCUGUGACACACUUGACAAUGCUAAAAAAGUGACCUUUGACAAACGCGUGUUAACCAAAACUGUAACUCUUGGAGGAGAUACCUUUGAUCCACAAGGAACACUUAGUGGAGGUGCUCGUUCCCAGGGCCCAUCUGUGUUAGCCAAAGUACAGGAGAUCAAAGAUGUCCAGGAUGAAUUGAAAGCAAAGGAGGCAGAGCUGCAGACAGUGGAAAAAGAACUGUCUUCCCUAAAAAAUACAGCUGAAAGGUAUCGACAGUUAAAACAGCAAUGGGAGAUGAAGUCUGAGGAAGCAGAUCUCCUUCAAACAAAAUUACAGCAAAGCUCCUAUCACAAGCAACAAGAAGAACUGGAACAAUUUAAGCAAACAAUUGAUGAAUGUGAAGAAACUCUGAAGAAAACGAAGGAGAUCCAGAAAAAAGCUGAAGAAAAGUAUAAAAUGCUAGAGCACAAGAUGAAAAAUGCAGAGGCCGAACGAGAGAAAGAACUAAAGGAAGCGCAGCAGAAAUUAGAUGCAGCAAAGAAGAAAGCGGAUGCUUCCAAUAAGAAGAUGAAAGAAAAACAACAAGAAGUCGAUGCUCUUGUUUUGGAACUUGAGGAACUAAAAAGAGAGCAAACAAGUUACCAGCAGCAGAUUGAAGCUGUGGAAGAAGCCAUGAAAACCUACCAGGAGCAAGUAGAUAGCAUGGCAGCAGAGGUUGCUAAAAAUAAGGAAGUAGUAAAGAAAGCUCAAGAAGAACUUGCCAAACAAAAGGAAAUUAUCAUGGGUCAUGACAAAGAAAUUAAGAACAAAUCAACUGAAGCUGGCAAAAUUAGGGAAAGCAACAAUGACACCCAGCUCAAAAUAAAGGAGUUAGAACAUAAUAUCAACAAACACAAGAAAGACAGCGCUGAUGCUGCUGCCAGAGUUGCAAAAAUGCUGAAUGACUAUGAAUGGAUUUCUUCUGAGAAGCAUCUUUUUGGCCAAGAAAAUACAGCCUAUGACUUCAAAACCAACAACCCCAAAGCUGCAGGUCAAAGACUACAGAAACUACAAGAUAUGAAGGAAAAGCUGGGCCGAAAUGUUAACAUGAGAGCAAUGAAUAUGUUAACACAAGCAGAAGAGCGGUACAAUGACUUAAUGAAAAAGAAAAGAAUAGUGGAGAAUGACAAGUCAAAGAUUUUGGAUACAAUUGAAGAACUUGAUCAGAAGAAAAAUGAGGCUUUGAAUAUUGCAUGGCAAAAGGUCAAUAAAGACUUCGGCUCUAUCUUUUCAACACUUUUACCUGGGGCAAAUGCUAUGCUGGCCCCCCCAGAAGGGCGGGGUGUACUAGAUGGACUGGAGUUUAAAGUUGCAUUGGGCAGCACGUGGAAAGAAAAUUUGACAGAACUAAGUGGAGGGCAACGCUCACUUGUGGCGCUCUCUCUCAUUCUUGCCAUGCUUCUCUUUAAACCUGCUCCAAUUUAUAUUUUGGAUGAGGUUGAUGCUGCUUUGGACCUUUCCCAUACACAAAACAUUGGUCAGAUGCUUCGUACGCACUUCAGACACUCACAGUUCAUAGUUGUAUCGCUGAAAGAUGGAAUGUUUAACAACGCCAAUGUCCUUUUCAAAACCAAGUUUGUGGAUGGAGUAUCUACAGUUGCCCGGUUUGCUCAAAAUCAGAAUGGAGGAGCUUCCACAACCCAGCAGAGAUUAGACAAAAGCAAGUCAAAGGAAAAACGAAACCGCACGCAAGUGGAGGCAUAAAAGAUUUUAUUAUCAAAGACUUAUUUACUGUACAGUACAGAUGGCGCUCACUUGCCAGCCUACCGUAACAUUUCCUUUUGUAUUUAACUUCAGGUUUGUCCUAGUCUUUCCUACAAUUCCAUAGGAUGUGACUGUUCUUUCCUCACUGUAUAUAUUUUUUUGUGGUCAAAAAAUGAUUUUUAAUGCAUCACAACAUGAUAUAUGUAAUAAACUAUGAAGGCUAAAUAGAUGCAUAACUAAAAUGCUCUGAUUCUUCUAUACACACUAUAAAGCAGCGUAGUCCAGAAUUUGGUCAAUGUUUAUGCUUUGGAAAUGGCUUUCAUAUUUCCUUUUCUCUUUGUAUAUGAAUAAACUUUUUGGAAUAAAAAUGUUACCUUGAUCUUU
Messenger RNA from Hyla sarda, 4248 nucleotides. It is a transcript of the gene SMC2, whose product is annotated as structural maintenance of chromosomes 2. The record is from RefSeq and is a predicted model, not a curated record. Lineage: Eukaryota; Metazoa; Chordata; Amphibia; Anura; Hylidae. Gene Ontology annotation, biological process: chromosome organization. Gene Ontology annotation, cellular component: chromosome. The transcript has 25 exons. Bases 256 to 3864 code for a protein of 1202 amino acids. Gene Ontology annotation, molecular function: protein binding; ATP binding; ATP hydrolysis activity.